AUGGAGGAAGUGAAAGUUGAAGGGGGUAAAGAUGCACGAAAAGAAGACGGGUGCAAGAAGAAAGGGAAUGUCGUUGAGCAGAAUGAUAAGAGAGAUAGUAAUAGUAAGAAUGAAGAAACGUUGAAAAGUGGAGGUGGAAGUAGUAGUAGCAGUGGAGGAGGAGGGAGUGGUUACUUAUUUAAUUUAUUAGAUCGUUUAAAUAAUUUAAAAAAAAUAAAGCCGAAGGUUACAGGGGAAGAUGAGGAAAAUGCAAAUAGUAAUGUAAGUCGUAAUGAUGACAAGAAAGGAGGUGUAGGUGAAGAAAUAAAAAAAAGUAAAAGUGAAAAUGAAAAUUCAAAAAUGGAAGCAAAAAAAGAGGAAAAAAAGGAAGCAAAAGUGGAAGCAAAAGUGGAAGUGAAAAAGAGUGAAGUUACAGAGAAAGAAGCCGGAAUAGACCUAGUUUGUGAAAAGGUAAAUGUAAGCAAAGUAGAAGUUAGCAAAAAAGAAGAGUUAACUGAGGAAAUGAAGGACAAAGACGAACGGGAUAGUAAACAUGGUAGUGAAUGGAGUAGUGAACACAAUAGUGAACAACGUGCAGAAGAGCUAAUUGGUGAAGAAUGUACUGCUGCUAGUAAUAAUAAUAGUGUGGUGGUGGAUGGUGUUAAUAGAAAAGAUGCACGAGAAUAUGAUGAAAAGGAGGUGAACCAGUCAAGUGAAUUGAAGAAAGAAAAUCAUCAUGCCAAUAGUGUAAGUACCAAUAAUAGUAGAAGCCGUAGUAGUAAUAGUCGUAGUAGCGGAAGCAGCAGUGGAAGUGGCAGUAAUAUUAGUAGCAGUAGUAGAAACGACGGUUGUGGCAAUAAUGAGCUCGAGGUAGAAAAAAUAUAUGUGCAUGAGUUAGAUCGAAUGGAAAAAUUAAUUAAAGAAAUAAGAAGGAAUGAGGAGCUAUAUGGUGAUGAAGCGAACAAUUUGUUCCUUUUAUAUAAUGAUCUAUACAGUUGUAUGUUAGAAAAUUUAGAACAUGUAAAUAUGACAAAUAAGGAUGUUAAGUUAUUAUUAAAAGAAGAAAUAGAGAAAUUAAAAGAAAAUAGUAAUUUAAUAUAUUCAUUUUUAAAAAAUGGCAAAAAUGAAAAGAAUAGCAUUCUGUUAAAUACGAAUGAUGCAUUGUUAAAUGAGAUAAAAAAUUCGUUUUUUGAUUUUUUAAAAAAAAAAUUAAAUGGUGAAUAUUAUGACGUAAAUUUUGAAGAUAACAUAGUAACAAAUCGAAAUGUUCAUAUGAUAUGUUUAAUUUUAUGUAGAAAGCAAGUAAUAAAUAUGUUGGAGGAGGUGUACAAGAGUAUUAUGUUUUAUGCAGUAGAUGAGCAGGAUGAUGAAGAAGGCAACGUCAGUAGUGGUAGUGCUAGUAGUAUCAAUAAAACUAGCAGCAGUAUGGUUGUAAAGAGAUUAAGAAAUAUGAAUAGUCUUAUGCUAUUCCUGAACACAGCCAAUGCCACGUACAGCUGUGACAAUGCUAAUGAAAAUAGAAGCGGCGGUAGCGGCAUGAAUAGCGGAAACAGCAGCAGCAGCAGGAGUCGUCAUUACAACCAUGUGAAUGUUAAGCGAGAAACUCAAGAUGAGGGAAUUGACAAUGAGGAGGAUGUGAACAUCAAUAAUGAUAACAACAAUGUUCAGCAGGAGGACGAGGAGCGUGUACAAUAUGGACGUAAAACAAAUUUAAGCACAAUGAGUAAUGGAAAUAAUAAAGGAAAUAAAAUAAACAAGUUAAAUUUAAAUAAAAAGGCAAUGACAAAUUAUGUUCGUAAAGAAAACAACGAAACGCAAAUUAGCUUGUCCACGUGCUUAACGGAAUCUUCAUCAUUGAUUGAUAAGAAAUUCAAGGAAAAACUAUGUAAAAAAAAAAUUAUUAAUAACUUGGAGCACUGUAGUGGGGGAGGCAUAAUCUUAGAGAAACCCCUGUCGAAAAAUGCGCUUUACGAGUGUGCAAAUGGGAAUAUCAGCGGUAAUGUUAGCGGUAAUGUAAGCGGUAAUGUAAGCGGUAAUGUUAGCGGUAAUGUUAGCGGUAAUACUGGCGGAAACGCUAGUAGUGGUGGGCAUGACGGUGCUAAUAGCCAUUUGACCAAUGGAAACAGCUCAAGUGGAAACCACCAUAAUAACAAUAACAACUCGACAAAUGAUUAUUUCAGUGAUAUGAUGGUUUAUAUUUCAUGGGUGCCGAAAAGUGCAAGAUGCCAGUACCCGUUAGAAUUACCAAAAAAUUCAGCUGAAAGAAAUAAGCUAGCAGAGUAUAUUGAAGCAAAGGAGCAAAUGUUGUAUAUAUUAAGAUUAAUGGGUUAUGAUGAAAUAGAUAAUAUUUAUUUCCACCCACCUAAAGGAUCACAUAUUAAAAUAAAGUUUCGAACAUUAGGUUGUAUGAAUAAAUUUUUAAAAGCAUACAAAAAUACUCCAGAUAAAUGGAAAGAAGAUAUGUUUAAUUUUUUUAAUAUUCCAUUGAGAAGUAGUAUAUCUGUGCGAGAUCUAAGAAUCGAAAGAGCUGUGCCUAGAUCCUCUGCUGCGGAAUUUAAAAAAAUAAAAAAAUUUAACAAAAAUUAUCAUGACCUGUUUCUGUUUAAGGAUAAUUAUAAUCUAUGUGAGGAUGUCAACAAUAACAACAGCAGCAGUAACAAUAACAAUAACAACAUUGGUAGUAGUAUUAGUAAUCAUAACAACGUUAGUAGUAGUGGUAACAACAGUGCGCUUGAAAAAAUGGAAAAAAUAAAUUUUCACUAUGAUACAUACAACAAACACAUUGUUAUGCAGAAUAAUAGAGCGGGAAUGAUGAAUAACAACAACAGUGGUGCUGGUGCUGGUGGUGGUCUGCCUACUAGUAGCAGUAGUGGUAUGAUGACGAUAAGGAAAAUGAACGAAAACAAAAAAAGUUUUCCAAGAAUUAUGAUGAAGGGGAGUAACAGUAUGAUACAUACUGAGUACGGAAACAACAAUAUGAUUAGUAGUAGUGGUUUGAUGAUGGGGGAGAUGAACAGCAUAGCUGGUGUAGGAGGAGGAGGUGUUGCAGUGGUAGGUGGAGGUAUUGAAAGUUGUAAUAGUAAUAGUAAUAGUAACAUGAUUCUGAACAUGGAUAGUCAUAACAAUAGUAGAAGUAGUAACAAUAUGAGCUGCCGGACGAAUCUUAUGAAUGGAGCUCUUGCAUUUACAGCAAACAAUAAUAGUACUACAACUGCUGGCACUACUAGUGCUACGACUACUACCACUGCCACACCAGUAUUGAUGUCAAAUGGUUUAUUAAGUAAGAAUAAUAGCGGUAAUAGCAGCAGCAUUAUGAAUACUAAUGGAAAUACUAGUAGUAAUAGUAAUAAUAAUAUAAAUAAUAUAAAUAAUAUAAAUAAUAGUAAUAUUAAUAAUAUUAAUAAUAUCGAUAACAUAAUGAAUGGAAAUUACAGUAAUGAUAGUAUAAAGAAUGCUGCCCAUAAUAUAAAGGAUAAUAAUAGUAGUAACACCACUAAUACCACCAAGGUGUUUUUAGGGCCCAAGAUUGGAAAUAAUAUUAGUAGUGGUUAUGUGGGAGGCAGCAUGAGUGCAAAUUUUGGCAGUGUAAGCGGUAACAUAGGUGGUAAUAUAGGAGGCGGAAGUAUGAGUGGAAGUGGAUAUCAUAAUAGUUCAAACGUACCAGGAGUUGUAUGUAUGAAUAAUAAAGGAGUAAAUAUGAACAAAUUAAAUUAUAAUAUUAAUCAUAGUUGUACAAUGUUUACUCCUAGAAAUUCUUCAAGGAAUGUUUAUGCUUUGAAGAAUAAUAAAAGUAGUGGUAUAAAUAAUAGAUGUGUUGGAGGAGGAGCAGGACCCCAUUUGGUGAACUCAAAUUUUUUAAAUACAAAUACUAUACAUACUAUGAAUAAAGAUUUUAUACAGAAUGGAACUUAUGGUUUUAAAAAGCCGACUCAUUAUGCUUCAUUUUCCAAUAAUGCCUGUACUAAUGUAAAUUCUUUGAAUGAUCAUAUUUUUUCCUUUAACAGUGGCAUAAAUAGAAGCAACCAUAAUGGUGUUAUUGGCAGUGCUAGUAGUGUUAGUGGUAUUAGAGACGUUAGUAGUAAUUUGAAUAGCACAAUGAACAAUGUAAGUGGAAGUAAUAAUGAAAGCAAUAAUGGUAGCAAUAAUAGCAGCAAUAAUAGUAGUAACAAUUCUACUAGAGGUACUCCAAAUAUGAGCGCAAGCAUAAAUCACUUUGGUAAUAGCCAUAAUAUAGACCCUACAAAUAGUAGUAAAGACAAAAGUACUUUAAGAAAUUUUAAAGGCUGUUACUUGGGUAGUAAUUCUGCAAACACUACUAGUGGUAAUAAUAGUGGUAAUAGUAGUAAUGCUAAUUGUAAUGUUAUUGGAAGUGGAAGUGCUAAUUCGAAUGCUAUUAAUUUUUCUGUAAAUAAUAAUGGAAAUGAUAGUUGUACUAGUAGCAGAAGCUGUAAUGGCUUUAACAACAGUGGUGGUAAUAGUUGUAGGAAUAAUACCAAUAAUGGAGGAAGUAGUAUGGUGAAUGAUGCAAGCAUUCAUGGUAUUGGGCUUAUGAAAGCACACAGCAAUAUUAGUAGUAUUAACAGCGUUAACAAUAUGAGCAAUAUGGCCAACAUGGGAAAUUUGAAUGGUAGUAGUAGUUGUAGUAGUAGUAUCAAUAUUAACAACAGCAGUGUUAGUAAGAAGUGUAGUGCAGAACUAAUGACCGAAAAAUAUACGCAGAAUGACGAACUGAAGGAUGAUUUAAAAAAUUUAAUAAAUAUCGAUUUUAUUAAUGACACAGAUAUGGACUAUGAGGAAGAGGAGGAGGAGGAGGAGAGUCCUCAGGUAAACAAAUCGCUUGUGAGAAAUGUAAGUCAUAUGCAUAGACCACCGAAUUCGAAAUCAUUCAACACGCUUAAUAGUUGUAUUAAUGAAGACUUAUUGAAAGGGGGAAAUAGAGAAGUGGAUGGUAAUAACUGUAACCGUGGUUAUAGUGAUGGUAGUAGCUCUAGCAGUAGUAGUAGCAAUAGGAAUAGGAAUAACCGUAGUUACAGCAGUAGCAAUAACAGUAGUAGGAGUAAUGGUGAUGUGAAGACAAGGGAAUAUGAAAAGAUGCACAUGAGCAAUGUGAAGAAAGAAUCAAAUUAUAUGAUGAUGAACAAGAGUGAAGGGGAGGAGGAACAACAGCAGGAAUGCAAGCCUCACCAUCAGCGGCACUCAAAGGAUGAAAUGAAUUUUAAUGAAAACGAGUUUGCCUAUUCCAGUGCAAAUAUAGUAAGUAAUACCAAUACUAAUAAUAGUAAUAGUAACAAAGUAGUGUUGGGGAGUGGAAGUGCUGAUGGUGCGGCAGUUGUUAUGUCGGAUGGGUAUAACAACUAUUUUGCCAAGGACGACAAGUCUAAUUUAUAUGAUAGUAAUAGCAUUGGUAAUGGCACUGGUAAUAUUAAGAAGAAUGGAAAAAACGUGUUUACCUAUUAUAACAGUGCAAUGGAACAAGCAACGGCAGUGCAAGGAGUUGAAAAUAGCAGUAGUGGUGGUGUACAUAAUAACGUUAAUAUUAACCAAGGAAACAACAAUAACAGUAGCAGUACUAGCAGCAGUAGUGGUAACAAUAUAUCGUUAAACAUGGAUGUUACGUCCAUUAACGACAGUUACAGUACAUUGAAACAUGUUAAUAAUAUUAACAGAAAUGGUAGUAAUGGUCGUAGUGGUAGUAGUAGUCAUAACAUCAAUAAUAAUGGCAAUCCAUCUACCAUAUAUAGAAACAGCGUGAAACCAAAAGCAUACAUGAAUGAACUAUCAUUGAAUAAUGCAUUUGGUAGUAGCACUGGAAAUAAAUAUGAUGAAAAUUUUUGUGAAAUAAAAAAAAAAGAGGAAAAGAUGGCGAGAGAAUCAGGAGGGGAAGAGUGUGGUAUGGAAUUGAAUAAUAACAAGGAGGACAAGAAUAAUAGUAAUAGCAGUAGUAAUGGUUAUAGUAGUAAUAGUAGCAACAAUAAAAGUUUUUUGAACUACCCUUUUCACACACCGCGUGUUGAGAAUAAUCAGAAUUUUUCAGAUAAAUAUGUUAACUUUUUUUAA
Messenger RNA from Plasmodium malariae, 6036 nucleotides. RefSeq names its product asparagine-rich protein, putative. The transcript has a single exon. Lineage: Eukaryota; Apicomplexa; Aconoidasida; Haemosporida; Plasmodiidae. Bases 1 to 6036 code for a protein of 2011 amino acids. The record is from RefSeq and is a predicted model, not a curated record.